This is a messenger RNA of Neurospora tetrasperma FGSC 2508, 336 nucleotides long. RefSeq lists its product as uncharacterized. NCBI's taxonomy places the organism in Eukaryota, Fungi, Ascomycota, Sordariomycetes, Sordariales, Sordariaceae. Bases 1 to 336 code for a protein of 111 amino acids. The record is from RefSeq and is a predicted model, not a curated record. The transcript has a single exon.
AUGGUGGUGGUGGUGGUGGUGGUGGUGGUGGAAUCCUACCCUCUGUGCCUCUCUCUGUUGCCUCUGGUGCCUUGCCCCUGCAUUUCAUUACCGAGCCUCUUUGAUGAUCACCAUUUCUACCGUUCCAUGAACAACCAACUACUGGUGGGCAUUUUAAUUCUUCCUCAGCACUUUCUAUGGCUCCCAAACCUCCCAGCCAGGCAAGCCAUUCAGGCUCAAAAGUUCUCUCUCUCUCUCUCUCUCUCUCUGUGUGUGCGUUAUGUUUCAUGUUUCACAGUGUAUCACAAUCCAAAAAGGCCCUUCUUCCUAUCCAAACCGGCGCCGGGCAACGGGUAA